AUGGCGGAGGCUCCUCCUAAGAAAGCCCGGUCUGUGUCGACAACUGAAGGUUUUAUCUGCGGAGGCAUUGCCGCAUGUUUGGCUGUUACUGUAUCCAAUCCGGCUGAGGUAGCCAAGACGCGUUUACAACUGCAGGGCGAGCUUUCUAAGGGAGGAGGAAAGAAGGUCUAUAACAAUGCUUUUGACGUCCUCGCGAAGACCUGGAAACACGAGGGCAUUCGAGGUAUUCAACGAGGCCUACCCCCUGCUUAUGCGUACCAAAUUCUGCUAAAUGGUUCACGGCUAGGAUUCUAUGAACCUUUCAGAAGAAGUCUGAACAGAUUCAUCGGACGUCCAGCCGAUGAACAAAUUCCAAUCACCUCCGUAAUCGCAGGGGCCACGAGUGGUGCUGUGGGGGCUUCACUGGGUAAUCCACUUUUCUUGAUCAAGGCCCGCAUGCAGGCAUAUUCGCCUAGUUUACCUGUUGGUGCUCAACAUAAUUACAAGAAUGCUUUUGAUGCACUGGUUACCAUAUUCCGUGCGGAAGGUCCUAGAGGUUUGGUUCGAGGAAUAGAUGCUGCAAUUUUACGGACAUCAAUGGGGUCAUCUGUGCAACUUCCUAGUUAUAAUUUCACCAAGUCACAAAUAGUGAAGCACAACAUCCUGCCGGCGGAUAGCACAUGGACUUUUAUACUUAGCAGCACCUUCUCAGGAGCGUGUGUUUGCCUUGCUAUGCAACCCGCUGAUACUGCUUUGACUAGAAUGUACAACCAACCCACGGUGAUUGGACCCGAUGGAAAACUUAAAGGAACAUUAUAUCGGAACCCUAUAGACUGUCUAUGGAAGACAUUCAAAAUAGAAGGCAUCCGUGGGCUGUAUAAAGGCUCGACAGCCCACUUUAUGCGCAUUGCUCCUCAUACCAUCAUCACGCUGACGGCCAAUGACAUUAUAGUUAAUUUGUAUACAGCCGCUAGAGACCGGGACUUAGAAGAGGGUUGA
Psilocybe cubensis is the source of this 978-nucleotide messenger RNA. RefSeq lists its product as uncharacterized. The transcript has 12 exons. Lineage: Eukaryota; Fungi; Basidiomycota; Agaricomycetes; Agaricales; Agrocybaceae. The coding region runs from base 1 to 978 and encodes 325 amino acids. The record is from RefSeq and is a predicted model, not a curated record.